AUGGAGCUCUGCAGGCUGCAGCUGCCAGGGCUGUACGGGCUGCUGGCACUGUUCGCGGCGCUGGCACUGCACGCUUCCGCCACGCCGGGCCCGGCCCUGUGGCCUAUGCCGCUCUCCGUACAGAUAUCCCCGAACGUGCUGCACCUCUCUCCGCAGAGCUUCUCCAUCAUGCACGACCCCUCUUCCAAGGCCGGCGCCUCCUGCACCCCUCUACAGGAAGCGUUUCGGAGAUAUUAUGACUAUAUUUUUGGUUACUACAAGAAUCUUGAUCACCCUGCUGUGUUUUCUACUGAAAUGGAGUUGCAGCAACUUCUUGUCUCAGUCAUCCUGGAUUCAGAGUGUGACACCUUCCCCAGUAUCACUUCAGAUGAGUCCUAUUUUUUAUAUGUGAAAGGACCAUGAGUGGCUUUCCUCAAGGCCAACAGAGUUUGGGGGUCAUUACGAGGUUUAGAGACUUUUAGUCAACUAAUUUACCAAGAUCUUUAUGGAACUUUCACCAUCAAUGAAUCCAACAUUACUGAUUCUCCAAGGUUUUCUCAUAGAGGAAUUUUAAUUGACACAGCCAGACACUUUCUAUCAGUUAAGACUGUUCUUAAAACUCUGGAUGCCAUGGCUUUUAAUAAGUUUAAUGUUCUUCACUGGCACAUAGUUGAUGACCAGUCCUUUCCUUAUCAGAGCAUCAUUUUUCCUGGGCUAAGCAAUCAAGGGAGCUAUUCUUUGUCUCAUGUUUAUACACCAAAUGAUGUCAGUACAGUGAUUGAAUAUGCCCGAUUACGAGGGAUUUGGGUCAUACCAGAAUUUGAUACCCCUGGAUAUUCACAGUCUUGGGGAAAAGGUCAGAAAGACCUCCUGACUCCAUGUUAUAGUCAACAUGUGCUGACUGGGACCUUUGGACCUAUAAACCCUAUUCUCAAUUCAACUUACAGCUUUCUGUAUCAGUUUUUCAAAGAAAUUAGUAUGGUGUUUCCAGAUCAGUUCAUUCAUUUGGGAGGAGAUGAAGUAGAAUUUGAUUGUUGGUAUGACAAUUCUUUAAGAACCUUUUUUUUUUUUAAACCAUUGCAUUUGAAGUAG
This is a messenger RNA of Manis pentadactyla (Chinese pangolin), 1071 nucleotides long. Its product is annotated as beta-hexosaminidase subunit beta-like. Gene Ontology annotation, molecular function: beta-N-acetylhexosaminidase activity. The record is from RefSeq and is a predicted model, not a curated record. Gene Ontology annotation, cellular component: membrane. Gene Ontology annotation, biological process: glycosaminoglycan metabolic process; ganglioside catabolic process; carbohydrate metabolic process. Lineage: Eukaryota; Metazoa; Chordata; Mammalia; Pholidota; Manidae.